Messenger RNA from Chelmon rostratus (copperband butterflyfish), 3578 nucleotides. It is a transcript of the gene nol9, whose product is annotated as nucleolar protein 9. Gene Ontology annotation, cellular component: nucleus. The record is from RefSeq and is a predicted model, not a curated record. Bases 213 to 2318 code for a protein of 701 amino acids. Lineage: Eukaryota; Metazoa; Chordata; Actinopteri; Chaetodontiformes; Chaetodontidae. The transcript is spliced from 13 exons. Gene Ontology annotation, biological process: cleavage in ITS2 between 5.8S rRNA and LSU-rRNA of tricistronic rRNA transcript (SSU-rRNA, 5.8S rRNA, LSU-rRNA). Gene Ontology annotation, molecular function: polynucleotide 5'-hydroxyl-kinase activity.
UUGUGGCUCACACAUGUAAGCUAGCUUGCUAGCACAGUUGUUGUAACAGUUGGCCAGCCCCCUGGUCUCUCUUUGGUCAAUUCUAGCCGCUAUCUAUUUAGUAAAAUCAUUAAGAGUCAUCUCCACAGUUCUACAUUGUUUUGUCAGUAGCGGGGGGCUCCCCACUUUGUCUUUCGUCGGCACUCACAUGAAUAAUUGUUGAUAACAGAAUCAUGAAGGUGAACAAACCCACACGGGUUAAGGGCCAUGCUAAAUCUCAGAAGUGGAAGGAUGUGAGAGGCAAACGGUGCAGGCCUCCCGUCAGUUCCUCAGAGCUCAAUUCUAGUCCUGUCAUGGCCAGGGUGAUAAAGGAACACCAGGCGUCUGUGAAGAAAAAACCCACCGUCAAGAGACUAAAGAAGAAGGCAAAAUCUGUCUCUGACUCCAAGAAAAACUCUCCUCAUUCUGGAUGUAAGAAGUCUCACACACAGACUAAUGGAAGUUCAGUGUUUACAAUGGACAACGAGUCAAAUGACUCACAGGAUUGGAAGGAAUAUUCCCAGUCCAUCCAUGGGAACAGCAUGGAGACCUCAGGUAAAUCGGAAGAUGUAAGACCAGUUAGACUGGAGGGCCAGUCUCUCCAUUGCUGUGCAGAGAGAGACGAUCGACAAAACCAUGCAGUCCUUGUCAUGCAGAAGGAUCAGACCCUGUGUUUCCGUGGGAAGUGCUUUUUGACCUGUCUGUAUGGUCGGGUAGAAGUGAUGGGCUUCACCAUUGAAGAAGGCCAGGAGUCAUAUCCACUCUUCUCCCCAGCCUCACAUUGUCCACUGACCGUCAGAGCACUGGAAAGCUCUGAUCUCACCAGAGAUUUCAGAAAGGAGGCUGCACCCAUCCUCCAAAAGUAUCUGCGAUCAGCGUCACAGAAGAAGUUGCUUAAAAGGAUUACAUCAAACUCAUCUAUCAUCCUACUGGAGCCCAUGGAGACGCCUCUGACACGGUUCCUGGCAAGCUUCACAGAUCUCAGUGAAUUGUUCAGCCCCCCGAUGAGUGAACUCAUGUCAGCUGUUCUUGACACUCCACUUAAUGGUUUGGGUAUGAUUCCCCUUAUCCACACUGUUGAGGGCUUGAAUAUGUCAAAAAGCUACAGCAAUGCUCUCAACACAGUGAUCAGUGCCUGCAGAGGGGACAUGGAUGGUUGUGCAGUUGUCCUCGUAUGUGGUGCCAAGAAUGUUGGCAAGUCAACAUUUAUCCGCACCCUCAUCAACACCUUACUAAAUCACACAACUAGUGUAGAUUAUAUGGAAGGUGACCUCGGUCAAACAGAGUUCACUCCUGCUGGUUGCCUCUCGUUGUCGACGGUCAGAGAGCCACUUCUGGGUCCUCCAUUCACACAUCAGUGCACACCAGAGCACAUGAUCUAUUAUGGUCAGUCGUCAUGCGAGACGGACUUAGACCGCUACCUGGAAUCACUUAAGUCCUUAUGGCGUAGACGCUCCCAGAGCAGAGAGACUCCUGUUAUUAUCAACACCAUGGGCUGGGUCAAAGGGUUCGGAUUUCAGCUGCUAGUGGACAUGAUCCGCUUCUUCCCACUCUCACAUGUCGUCCAGCUCGGUCACAGUGGCACCACCCAGUGUCCCGCCCUCACUCCAGAGUUUCUGAGGACGGCACACGGCUUCCACACGCACCCACCUGCCCAGACCGCUCUGGACGAGUUCACAGAGAGCCACAGUCCCCCCCGAAGUUACGUUCACCUUAUUGUACAAUCAGAGUUUCAAGGAGUGGCGUCCCAAGGAACGUCGAAACACCAGCGCAGUAAUGAGCACAGAGAGCUGUCACUGCUGGCCUACUUAAGUCAGCUGCAGUCUCCAGACCCGGGACCAGUUAGACCUCUACACAGCCUCACCCCGUACCAGGUGCCCCACACAGCGGUGGCCUUAGGUGUGAUCCAUUGCGAGGUCGUGCCCAGUCACAUGUUUUAUGCUGCCAAUGCCAGUCUGGUGGGACUCUGUUGCCUGGGAGACAAAGUAACAAGCAGGGGAGGCCCAGUCCUGCUGUCACAGGCACCCAUCUGCCCAUGCGUGGGCUUUGGUGUGCUUCGAGGUGUUGACAUGGCGCGAGGUCUGUACUUUCUGCUCACGCCUGUAGACCCCUCAAUCCUUCGCAAGGUCAACUGUCUCCUCAUGGGGGCGAUAUCACUGCCUUCCUGCAUACUCACAACCCAGCCUGGCUUUGAAGGAGAGAUGCCCUAUGUCACUACAAACUACAGUUUUGAUCUCACUGGUGCAGGAAAGCUGCGAGUCUUCAAGGGGCUGAUGAGACCCAGUCAAACAGGGAUGUAAUGACGUUUUCUACACAGCAUCGGUUAAUUGCCCUUUACUCAUCCUGACCGGUGUCUCACGCCAAACCAGUCAGCGUUGGCCUUUGAAUGUACAGAACUGAGGUUGAAUCUGAAAGGUUUUUUAUCUCAAGACGGAGUCUGACGGAGCAGCCGGUAUCACAGACUCUGCAGGAGAUGGCUGCCUUCCUGUGACUGGACUUCCUCUCUGAAAACCCGGGGUGUUCUCACCAUGUCUUAAAACCUACAUUUGAUGGCGCUGUGAAGGAAUGUUCAGUGUUUCUGUCACAUGGACAGUAGUAUCAUGGACUUUGGUAGUUUAAGCUCUUAUUUGGUGUCUCUUUUUUGUAGGUGGCAUUCCAAAGCUGCAAAUGAAUACGAAAACCUGCCAGAUAUUAAAUGAAAAACAACUUUUGUUCAGACUUUGUGCUUUUCUUGCUUUCAAGUGCUUUGUUAGACCAGUGUUUAUUUGUCUCAGAGCCAUAUCCUUGUAGAUUUCAGCCAGGCUAUGGCCAUUUAAUCAGUAUGUCACAGUAUGCAGUGCAGUCCCUGAUUCAGGUGGGAGUUUGUUCAUUUGUAACAGCUGUAUUAUUGGAUAAAAUUCCCACUGCCAAGAUUUUUCAUGUUAUUUAUGCUGAAAUUUAACAAUCAAGUAAAAAAGAGGGCAGGGCAGAGUUAAGGAGGGGUCUUUCACAUGACUUUCUCUUUGAAUCUGAUGGUUCUACAAAAGAAAGAAGCCCUUUUUGUCAGUGUAUUGUGUUUUUAUGCCGGUCAAGGGUUUUACUGAAAUUGCUCUAUUUUUAUUGCUGACUUGCUCUGCUUUAACUGUUGUACAUUUGGUUUUGUGUUAAAGGGACACAACAGUGCUGCUGCACUUGCCGGUCAUUCAAGAUGUUUUGUAAAAGCAACAUGUUUACGAUUUUUUAUGUAGGCCUUUGUGGGAUAUAAAAGACAAAAGUUUAAACACAAGUUUGUUUUACUGGUGCUACAUUGUGGACCUCUAGGGGGCAGCAAAGGUAUGUUGAGAUUUUGCUCUGAACAGCAGCAGAUGCUCACUUUUACAAAGACUCAAGGGCAGGAAAACUACAAUAAAGACUGUCAAGACACUGGCCUGUAAUGCUGAAAAGCUUAAAUGUUCAUAAUACUUGAAAAACAAGACUAAUUUAAGAAAUGACUAACCUCAUCUGAACGACUUGCAUCUAGACUGACCUUCAAAUUAUCUGACUGGAAGAAUUAAAGGGGGGGGACUCGGUCGUAAACAUCC